AUGUCAGCAACGGAAACGGAAACAGAGGUUGAUAAUCAAAACAGUAUUAUUAGCGUUGAUGAACUACAGAGCUAUGGUAUUAAUGCUUCGGAUCUGCAGAAAUUGAAAGCUAGUGGGAUUUUUAGUGUUAAUACUGUAUUAUCUACUACGCGUCGGAAUCUACUGAAAAUCAAGGGAUUUAGUGAAGUGAAGGUAGAGAAAGUAAAGGAAGCAGCAGGGAAAAUUAUUCAGGUUGGUUUUAUACCAGCGACUGUGCAGUUAGACAUCAGAAAGCGUGUUUUUUCCAUAUCUACUGGAUCGAAGCAGUUGGAUUCAAUUCUUGGUGGUGGUGUGAUGACGAUGUCUAUAACUGAAGUUUUUGGGGAAUUUCGUUGCGGUAAGACUCAGAUGUCUCAUACCUUGUGUGUCACUGCGCAACUACCCAGAGAAUUAGGUGGUGGGGAAGGCAAAGUAGCGUACAUUGAUACGGAGGGGACUUUCAGACCAGAAAGAAUUAAACAAAUUGCAGCAAGGUAUGAAUUAGACCCUGAUAUAUGUUUGGAAAAUGUUUCUUACGCUAGAGCUCUAAAUAGUGAACAUCAGAUGGAACUAGUUGAGCAGCUAGGACAGCAGUUAUCUUCUGGUGAAUAUCGGCUCUUAAUAGUCGAUUCCAUCAUGGCGAAUUUUAGGGUUGAUUAUUGCGGUAGAGGAGAGCUAAAUGAACGUCAGCAAAGAUUGAAUCAACACUUGUCUCGUUUGAACAGGAUUGCUGAAGACUACAAUGUGGCAGUGUUUAUGACUAAUCAGGUUCAAAGCGAUCCUGGUGCCUCGGCUUUAUUUGCUAGUGCAGAUGGUAGGAAGCCCGUUGGUGGGCAUGUUUUGGCGCAUGCUAGUGCAACAAGAAUAUUGCUGAGAAAGGGACGUGGUGAAGAACGUGUAGCUAAAUUGCAGGAUUCCCCAGAUAUGCCUGAAAGGGAAUGUGUAUAUGUGAUUGGCGAAAAAGGUAUAACUGACUCUGAUGAUUGA
Eremothecium cymbalariae DBVPG#7215 is the source of this 1005-nucleotide messenger RNA. It is a transcript of the gene DMC1, whose product is annotated as recombinase DMC1. The coding region runs from base 1 to 1005 and encodes 334 amino acids. Lineage: Eukaryota; Fungi; Ascomycota; Saccharomycetes; Saccharomycetales; Saccharomycetaceae. Gene Ontology annotation, cellular component: condensed nuclear chromosome; nucleus. The transcript is spliced from 2 exons. Gene Ontology annotation, biological process: chromosome organization involved in meiotic cell cycle; DNA recombinase assembly; DNA strand invasion. The record is from RefSeq and is a predicted model, not a curated record. Gene Ontology annotation, molecular function: single-stranded DNA binding; DNA strand exchange activity; ATP-dependent DNA damage sensor activity.